Molecule: messenger RNA, 486 nt
Organism: Cercospora beticola
Lineage: Eukaryota; Fungi; Ascomycota; Dothideomycetes; Mycosphaerellales; Mycosphaerellaceae
Source: RefSeq, a predicted model, not a curated record
AUGUCAACUAUGUACUCGGCCUUUGGAGCUGUCGUUGAACCUACUUCAUGCAGCAAAGAUACCCCGCGAUCACUCAAGAGGCGGAGUGAGGCCCUUGAGACUCUCGAAAGAAUGACAUUUGCGGUCGCGAACGCAGUCAACACAAGAGAUUUUGAUCCCAAAUCUUCAGCAUGGAGCUCUGUGGCGCCCGACACCAUACUUUCUACCAUGUCGGGACAAGAGUUCGGUAUUCGUGGCCUCUUGCGCCAUUUGGAGCAAGUCACGUCUACGACACCUUCCUAUCAUAUCGAGUUCGUCGACUUAUACACCACGAUGAAUAGCACACUUGAUCGCGGGGAGGUGUUUGCGAGAGCGGAAAAGUUUGGGGACCCGCCUGGCGUUGUCAAGAAGGGCCUGUUCCAAAUCGAGUAUAGGUUGCUGGAAGGCGAGUGGAAGUGGGUGAAGCAGACCAGCUUCGCUGCUGGAGAAAUGGUUGCGUGGGAAUAG